Molecule: messenger RNA, 2883 nt
Organism: Otolemur garnettii (small-eared galago)
Lineage: Eukaryota; Metazoa; Chordata; Mammalia; Primates; Galagidae
Gene: FIGNL1
Product: fidgetin like 1
Exons: 2
Coding region: 86-2134 (682 amino acids)
Molecular function (GO): microtubule severing ATPase activity; ATP binding; ATP hydrolysis activity
Source: RefSeq, a predicted model, not a curated record
CAUUGAGGAGUGUUGUGUACAUGUGCAUCAUAUCUGGAGUGAAACUGCUUGUGUCAGAUUUCUGGCAUCGUUCAUAAUUGGCUGUAUGUUCUCAAAACUUUCUAAAAUGCAGACCUCCACCUCUAGGUCUGUGCACCUGAAUGAGUGGCAGAGGAAUUACUUUACAAUUACAUCUGGCAUAUGUGCAGGACAGAAAGCAGAUGCAUACCGUGCACAGAUAUUACGCAUUCAGUAUGCAUGGGCAAACUCUGAGAUUUCCCAGGUCUGUGCUACCAAACUGUUUAAAAAAUAUGCAGAGAAAUAUUCUGCAAUUAUUGAUUCUGACAAUGUUGAAUAUGGCUUGAAUAACUAUGCAGAAAACAUUUUAACUUUGGCAAGAUCUCAACAAACUGACAGUGACAAGUGGCAAUCUGGAUUGUCAAUAAGUAAUGUUCUCAAAAUGAGUAAUGUACAGAAGAUGAUGCAAGCUGGAAAAAAUUUUAAAGAUUCUCUGUUGGAACCUUCUGACGCAUCAGUGUUAAUCCUUAAGGAGGCCUUUGUCUUUGAUCUUCCUAAAUUUAGUGUUUGUGGUGGUUCUGGAGAGAGUGACCUAUUAGCUAACUCAACUCUUGAUAUAGGUAGGACCGAAGACUUCCCAGAGAGUAAUCCUUUGAAAUGCCAUCAGAAUGCCCAGUCACCUGUGGUAACUAAUACUGCUAAGACUUGUCCUACAUUUUCUGUGCCUUUAGGUGAGUCAGCUACUGCAAAAUUCCAUGCCACACCAUUAUUUGGAAAUAUCAAAAAGGAAAAUUAUAGCUCUCCAAAAAACAACCUAGGACUAAAUAUGUUCUCAACUAAUCAGUCAUAUUUUUCUGCUGAUUGUGAAAAUCCACGGGAAAGGAAAUCUUUUUAUUGUUCUGGCACCAUUGAUGCAUUUUCCAAUCCAAUACUGAAUAAGGCUUUUAGUAGGACAGAAGAUAAUGGGCAAAAGGAAGAUAGCAGCCUGCCUACUUUUAAAACUGCAAAAGAACAAUUAUGGGUAGAUCAGCAAAAAAAGCACCACCAACCCCAGCGUGCAUCAGGGUCUUCAUAUGGUGUUAUAAAAAAGUCUCUGGGAGCUAGUAGAUCCCGAGGAAUAUUUGGAAAGUUUGUUCCUCCUGUACCUAAGCAAGAUGGGGGAGAACAGAAUGGAGGAAUGCAGUAUAAGCCUUACGGGGCAGGACCUACAGAACCAGGGCUUCCAGUUGAUGAGCAUCUGAAAAACUUGGAACCAAAAAUGAUUGAACUUAUUAUGAAUGAAAUUAUGGAUCAUGGGCCUCCAGUAAAUUGGGAAGAUAUUGCAGGAGUAGAAUUUGCUAAAGCCACAAUAAAGGAAAUAGUUGUGUGGCCCAUGAUGAGGCCGGACAUCUUUACUGGUUUACGGGGACCCCCUAAAGGAAUUUUGCUCUUUGGUCCUCCUGGGACUGGUAAAACUCUAAUUGGCAAGUGCAUUGCUAGUCAGUCUGGGGCAACAUUCUUUAGCAUCUCUGCUUCAUCCUUAACUUCUAAAUGGGUAGGUGAGGGGGAGAAAAUGGUCCGUGCAUUGUUUGCUGUUGCAAGGUGUCAGCAACCAGCUGUGAUAUUUAUUGAUGAAAUUGAUUCCCUGUUAUCUCAACGGGGAGAUGGUGAGCAUGAAUCUUCUAGAAGGAUAAAAACCGAAUUUUUAGUUCAGUUAGAUGGAGCAACCACAUCUUCUGAAGAUCGUAUUCUAGUGGUGGGAGCAACAAAUCGGCCACAAGAAAUUGAUGAGGCUGCCAGGAGAAGAUUGGUGAAAAGGCUUUAUAUUCCCCUCCCAGAAGCUUCAGCCAGGAAACAGAUAGUAAUUAAUCUUAUGUCCAAGGAGCAGUGUCACCUCAAUGAAGAAGAAAUCAGACAGAUUGUACAGCAAUCUGAUGGGUUCUCAGGAGCAGACAUGACGCAGCUUUGCAGAGAGGCUUCUCUUGGCCCUAUUCGCAGUUUACAGACUGCUGACAUUGCUACCAUAACACCAGAUCAAGUUCGACCAAUAGCUUAUAUUGAUUUUGAAAAUGCUUUUAGAACUGUACGACCUAGUGUGUCUCCAAAAGAUUUAGAGCUUUAUGAAAACUGGAAUAGAACUUUUGGUUGUGGAAAGUAAGUGGGGCACUUGAAAUUAAAAGAUGGCAUCUUUGUAAUACAGUCUUUCUCAUUUUUUAGCACAGGAAGCUGGAGAUUUCUUAAAAUGUGUUUUUUAGAAUAUAUUCUGAAUUCUGUACCUCAAAUAAGAACAAUGUAUCAGAUUUUACAAAUGAUUGACAUAGCCUAGUUAAUACAAGUUUUUGUUUUCCACUUACUACCUGUGUAAGCCUAUUUAAACAAAAUGAGAAUAAACUUUUGUUUCUAAAAAGUCUGUCUUUUGAAAGAGUGUAACAUGAUUAGUGAGCCCUAAUUGAAACUUUUUUUUAGUUUAAAGAUGACAUUAUAUAUGAGAUUGUAUUGGAUUAAUAUCUUUUAUUGAAGAAGGUUCCUUCUGAAGGUUAUCUAAUUCUUAAUGUUGCCUAGUCUAGUGGUUUAUAUUUGAAAUAGCAUUGUUAUUUAAAUAGAUUAAGAUCUCACCAAGAGCUAGAGUGUAAGUGCCAAAUUAUUGCUUUCUUCUGCUAGUUUAUAACCUCUUGUAUGAUUUUCUUUCCUUACUAGGACUAGUUAAUGAAAGCAUGUUCAGAAGUAGCAAGAUUAGUCUGGGUAUCAGAUGUAUCUACAGAACUAAAAAGUGAAGAAUGUUGUAUUUUUUCAGUGGGUAUAUGUUGUUUGACAUUAAUAUUUUACUUGACACUACUUCAUAGCCUGUAGUAUUACUCUUUCAAGAAAAAAUGUUUUCAGAUUCUUAUAAAGGAUUUUUUUUUUUUU